Sinocyclocheilus grahami is the source of this 3277-nucleotide messenger RNA. It is a transcript of the gene arhgap4a, whose product is annotated as Rho GTPase activating protein 4a. The record is from RefSeq and is a predicted model, not a curated record. Gene Ontology annotation, biological process: signal transduction. Gene Ontology annotation, molecular function: protein binding. Bases 525 to 3269 code for a protein of 914 amino acids. The transcript is spliced from 24 exons. Lineage: Eukaryota; Metazoa; Chordata; Actinopteri; Cypriniformes; Cyprinidae.
AAAGGUCAUAAUGCUUAUUAUAGGGUCAUGGCACUUUAGAUGCAUCAGAAUCAAAGCGUUUUCCACUACUUAUGUUUGUCAUAGCAACCUUGUUAUUGUUGGCCUGUGUGGGAAGAUCUUCAAUGGAAGCCGCCACUUACUUUCAGAAUGACACAGGAGACCAAUAGCCAUUACUGAGGUGUGUUGACCCCAAAUAAAGCCUUUCAGAUAAAUGAUUGCUUGAAUCCAAAUUGAAAAGAUAGUGUUUGUGAAAGUGAGAAGACACAAGUGAGGGAGGAGGGGCCAGUAAUGUGAGGUUUUACUCAGCAUUCAGUACACUUACUCUCAGCACACAGUGACCGAGUGAGGAAGGAGGAGAACACUCUUGUCUUUCUUGGUAUCUCACCGUGCUUGUGCGAGGGAAAGACAGUUUCUCUGGGCUUUGGUUUGGACAAGCCAUAGUAAAGGAGUGUGGAAGUUGUUUAUGAGGAUUUAUUGAGAAUGCCAGUGUGAACAUCUGCAGGAAAUACUAAGCUGGAGCUACAAUGUCAUCCCAUGUCAAACUGUGGAGGGACAGAGUGGGGACGGCAGACUAUGAUACACAGUUUAAAGAGGUGCGUUUGCAGCUGGCCGACCAGUUGAGGAUAUUUGACGGUCAGGUGGAGCAGAAGACUCAGGUGUUCCAAGAUCUGAUCGAUUAUUUGCGCAGACGAGGCGAGAUCGAGGGGGAGUACGCCCGCUCACUGGACAAACUGUGUGACAGGUUCUCCUCCAGAACCAGGAAGAAGGAGCCCAGCCAUCAGUCAGUGGUUAACUGCUGGCAGGUGUUGUUGACACAAACACGGCAGGAGAGCAGAGAUCACAGUUUCUUGAGUGACAGCUACAGUAACACUCUGCCUCAGCAGCUUUCACACUGUGCUGAACAUGCCCAACGCCUGGCCAAGCGGAGCAGAGACAUUUGCACCCAGCUACAGGAUGGACUUCUGAAGGUCACCACAGAACUUCAUACGACCUUGAAGACAUAUUACCAGUACUACACUGAGUUCCUGUCUGCAGAAGGCAAACUAAAGGAGGCAGUCAGACUGGAGGAAAAGCAAAAGCAAAGUGCUUCUAAAAAGAUGGAAAGACAAAUAGAGAAAAGGCAAUGUAAGGUUCAGGAGAUUCAGCUAAAGUGCACAAAAGCACGCAAUGACUACCUGCUCAACUUGGCUGCAGCAAAUGCGUGCAUGAACAAAUACUACCUUCAGGAUCUCUCCACUCUCAUAGAUUGCUGUGAUCUGGGUUACCACCAGUCCAUAUCCAAGGUGUUUCAUUUUUACCUGGCCAGUCGCCAGUGGGCCCAGCAGAACUUGAGCACUGGGAUGCAGCAGCUGGACACAACUGUGUCAGAACUGAACCAGAACCAGGACAGAGACACGCUCAUGCAGGCCAACAUCUCAACCUUUUGCCUGCCCCUCCGCUUUCAGUAUCAACCCUAUGAAGGCGACCAGGUGGUUGAGGUGUCAGCAAAGUGUGAGAUGUUGGGCGAGCUGGUGACUCGCUUCCAUCAGCUGCAGUCCAGGCUGUCUUCAGUCACCAUGGAGGUUGAGGAGUCUGGCAAAUUACUUCAGUCAGCUCUGUCUUCCAUGCUGGAUGGUAUUGUCGAGGACACAUUUGGAUCCUCCCCAGACUUUCCCAGCAGCCCAUCAUCACCAGAGGGUGAUGUAUCAGUCAGUAAGACGUAUCAGCUGAAGCGUAGAGCCAGCCUUCCGGACACUGAGAGUUUGUACUUCUCGAAAGUCCGGGACCAUCUAUGUAACAGCUCUUUAAUAUCAAAACUGGAGGCCAAACAUGACCUGCUAAAGGUUGCCAUUCAGAAAGCUGAAAGUGUUGAUAGUAACCAUUCCAGAACACGCUCCAAAAGAUCGGUGCGCCAUAAAAAGAGUUACCCUGGUACCCAGAUCAGCCAGAAGCUUUUCAAUGGGGAUCUACUAUCAUACAUCCAAGCAUCAGGACAGCUCAUUCCUGCCGUGGUGGAGAGCUGCAUUCGGUUCAUCAACCUCAAUGGUUUACAUCAUGAGGGAUUGUUCAGAGUGCCGGGAUCUCAAAUGGUUGUGAAUCAGCUUAAGGAUGCAUUUGAGAAUGGCGAUGACCCGCUCGCUGAUGGGGGCUGUGACAUGGACUCUGUGGCUGGAGUGCUGAAACUUUAUUUUAGAGGACUAAUGAAACCGCUCUUUCUUGAGGACAGUUAUGAGCAGCUGAUGGAAUGUGGACAAAUUGAUGACGAGACAAAAAAAUGUACGCAGCUGAAGUGCAUCAUCUCCUCAUAUCCUGCCUCGCUCAUCAUUGUCAUGAGAUAUCUUUUUGCAUUCCUUCACCAUGUCUCCCAGUACAGUGAUGAGAACAUGAUGCAGCCCUAUAACCUGGCAGUGUGUUUUGGUCCCAGUCUGGUGAGGGGGCCAGACAACAGCGAUGCAGCAGAGCUUCAGCGCAUCAACUCGCUGGUCAAGAGCAUCAUUAUCCAACACGAGAGCAUCUUCCCUAGCCAGAAUGAAUUGCCUGGGCCAGUGUAUGAAAAGUGCAUGGCAUUGGAAGAAGACGACUGUGAGGCUGUAGCAGAGGAAGGAGAUGGAGAAUCAGAGCAAUCUCAAAUGAAAGAAGCAAAAGACGAGCUGCAGGGAGUGGCCUUGUUCGACUACAAAGGCCGUUCUUCUGCUGAGCUGUCCUUUAAACAUGGAGACUGUCUCAUCCUUCACAGCAAAGCCUCCUCUGAUUGGUGGAGAGGGGAGCUGAAUGGAACAAAGGGUCUCAUCCCGAAUAAAUAUAUCAGUGUGCCUAGCAUGGAUGGAGGCCAAGAUCAGAAAGGGAAGCAAACUCUGAAAUCCAGCUGUGGCAGACAGCAGACAGAAGAAGAGCAGAAAGCAGAGCAAAGUACACGGCUCAAGGUCACAAGUGACAAAGCCGGAGUCGGGACGAGUCAUGUCACAUCUGGAAAGGUUUCGUUACAAAUACCCACAGGACCAUAUGCACAGCCCGGAAAUUCUCCUGGCGCUCUGCGGAAAACAUUAGACCCUCAAAUGAGACGAUCCACUGCCGAUGGAGGAAGCAGAGAGGAACUCUCAACAGCAGUGGAUAAGGAAGUGCAUAACAUGAUGCACUCAGUGUUUAAGGAGCUCCUCAUUCGUCAGUCUUCCCCAGAUCAAAACACAUCUACAUCCUCAGAGAUCACCUCCUCUGUGCAAACGCCUCCAAAUAGAGGACCAGGAUGGAAAGGAAAGGGUUUAUUUAGAUCAGCUGACAAUGCGGACUGAAAAAAAAA